AAAACCCGUGCACAGGAGUUAAUUGAACGAAUAGCCAGCCGAUGGCGGACUAGCUAGUACACUGCUUAAAAAUGGCGGGAACAAAGGUCUAGGCCCUCCAUGACAGUUGACACUUUUCUUUUCCAUGCGAACAAUCUUCAAUUUCCCCUUCUCCUCUCACUCAGUCCUAUUCUUCCUUGUUGUUUCUAAAACCAAAACCCCAACCAAACAUUUCUCUCUUCAUUCGUUGUCAUCAAACAACAACCCAAACCCAAUGCCUCCCUCGACCAGAAUCGUGGCCGAGUACGCCAAAUCGAGCCGAUCGUCGUGCAAGAAGUGCUCGAAGACCAUCGACGCCAAGGCUCUGAGGCUGGGCUUCGUCUCCCGAGACGCCCGGGGCUUCGACAUCACCAAAUGGCACCACUUGGCUUGCUUCACCUCCGACUCCCUCGCUUCGGCCCGGGAGAUCCAAGGGUUUGAUUCUUUGAAGAGUCCUGAUCAGGAAGCUUUAUGGAAGUUGGUUGAUGCAAGCGACAAAACUCAGGAGGAGGUUGACAAAAAAGAAGAAGAUGGCGAAAAGGAUCCAGAGGAAAGAAAUACAAAGAAAGCAAAGUUAUCUAAUUCAGAGGGCAAAGAUCUGGAAACUGCAUUUUCCAUUAAUGAUAUCAAGAAUGAGUACAAGGAUGCUAUACUUUCACCAAAAUGGAAGGCAUUCGAAACAGUUAUAUUUCUUGAGCGGGAUGAUGGUCUUCAUGAUUCAAGUAAAAUUGCCGCUUUUGAUUUUGAUGGAUGUCUCGCUAAAACUUCAGUUAAAAGAGUCGGUGCCGAUGCUUGGUCGCUGAUGUAUCCUUCAAUACCUGAUAAGCUACAGAGUCUGUACAAUGAUGGCUACAAGCUGGUAAUCUUUACCAAUGAAUCAAAUAUUGAACGCUGGAAAAAGAAGAGACAAGUUGCUGUGGACUCAAAACUUGGGCGCCUCAACAAUUUUAUCAAGACUGUUAAGGUCCCAAUUCAGGUUUUCAUUGCUUGCGGAAUAGGUAAAUCUGAUGGGCAAGCAGAAGACCCCUUCCGCAAGCCAAAACCAGGCAUGUGGCAUCUUAUGGGACAACACUUCAACUCUGACAUUUCUAUUGACAUGGAUCAAUCGUUUUAUGUCGGUGAUGCUGCUGGAAGAGACAAUGACCAUAGUGAUGCUGAUAUAAAAUUUGCACAGGCUGUUGGUCUAAAAUUCCAUGUCCCUGAGGAAUACUUUCGCAUUUGAUGAAUUGGAUUGGCAUAAAAUCCUUCUCAUAUUGUCCGACUCGCAGAACUGUCUUAACGAGCAGGAGGCUUAAUUUCUCGACCAAUUUUGUUUGAUUGUUAAGAAGCUGUAGGAUCUUAUGUAUGCCUUCUAUUUGUAAUAUGUUAUUAUGUGAAGAGCUGUAUUUGUGUUAAGCGUUUCCUCCGAGCGUAUGUAAAACGCACGGGAGGCUUAUCAAUUUGUCUCCUUUUCCCCUUUGUAUUAUGUUUUUGUUAUUUUCACAGCCCCUUCUUUGAU
Messenger RNA from Morus notabilis, 1516 nucleotides. RefSeq names its product polynucleotide 3'-phosphatase ZDP. Gene Ontology annotation, molecular function: polynucleotide 3'-phosphatase activity; zinc ion binding; double-stranded DNA binding. The transcript is spliced from 11 exons. The record is from RefSeq and is a predicted model, not a curated record. NCBI's taxonomy places the organism in Eukaryota, Viridiplantae, Streptophyta, Magnoliopsida, Rosales, Moraceae. Gene Ontology annotation, biological process: DNA repair. Bases 125 to 1240 code for a protein of 371 amino acids.